Messenger RNA from Panicum virgatum (switchgrass), 1142 nucleotides. RefSeq lists its product as uncharacterized. The record is from RefSeq and is a predicted model, not a curated record. Gene Ontology annotation, molecular function: ubiquitin binding. The coding region runs from base 124 to 669 and encodes 181 amino acids. Lineage: Eukaryota; Viridiplantae; Streptophyta; Magnoliopsida; Poales; Poaceae. The transcript has 5 exons.
UCUGGUGCCUUCCCACUUCGCCAGACCACCACCGCCCCGACAGCAAACUGCCGACGCCGCGGAGACCCCCCUCGCGCCGCCUCGCCUCCGCCGACCGCCCCGAGAUUUGUUGAUCAAAGAACCAUGGAAGGGUCGUUCCAGUUGAACCCAAAUGCCAGUCCUUUCAUCCCUGGAUCCCUGAGUUCAUUCGCAGGCAAGGCCCCAGAAAACCAAGCAGAGUCAUCAUCAAAGGGUGACUCUUCUGGUGACACCUUUGAUCCUUCGGAGUUUGAGGAAAAUGACAUGGAUCCACUUGCUCUAGCCAAAAUGGUCGUUUCAAUGUUCCCAAAUGUGUCCACAGAUUUCAUUGAUGAGUUACUCAAGUCAACUGAUUUUGACAUAAAUCUGACUGUUGAUAUGCUGAAUGAGUUGAGCUCACAAGAUAUGCUUCAUGAUGAUGCUGAAGAUAUCAAUGAUCUGCAUGAUGACCAGGGCCUAUCUAGUGAGAACUACCACUGUGUUGAAGUGUCUGAGAGUAGCAGCAAUCUCAAUCAAGGUCUGCAGAAUGAGAACUCAGCAACAACUUCUGAUGUGAAAUCUGUCCUGCCAAAGUUCUCAAAUAUCAAUUUGCUCGACAAUGACCUGGGCUUGCCUGAUGAUAAGUCAGCGGGGGCUUCAGCUGCAAAGUGAUCUUCAUGUCAAGAUGCUCAGUUUGACCCAAAUUACUGCAUUCUGAUGUACAUAUUAGUUGCGCCCAGAAGUGUGGCUUGGAGGACAAAGUAGUGGAAGCAAUGAUUCCAUUUCCAUUCCCCAUUCUGAGUUUCGAAUACUUUGUUCAGCUCUUUAGGACCUAGUAGCUAGAUAUUUCUGGUGGUUACCCUUGUUCAGCUCGUUUGGACUAGUAGCUAGAUAUUUCUGGUGGUUAUCUUGCGGUUGACACCCUUUGGUUGGCUCAUCAAGACCGAGUAAUACCUGGUGGUCGUCUUGAUUUUUACACCCCUUGGUUGGUGCUUUGGGCUUUGGUACUCAAGUCAGUUCGAACCCUGCAAGCUAUGCUGCGACAGCUCUUUUGCGUGUGAUGUUCUGGGAGUGUUUAUCCAUACUGCUUGUGGUGCUGUUUACUGGAUUACCAGUCAUAUAUGAAUACUAACUUUAUCAGAUCA